AUGAAGCCAGCUUCCUCCGAGUUCAACAUUGACGCCCCUCUCUGGGACCAGAGGACCUUUUUAGGGCGGGUGAAGCACUUCUUCAACAUCACCGACCCCAGGACGGCCCUGGUGUCAGAGCAGGAACUGGACCGGGCCAAAGUGCUGGUGGAGAGCAGCCGAGUGGGCAGAGUGCCCCCGGGCACCAACCAGGAUCAGCUGCUCUAUGCCAAGAAGCUUUACGACUCGGCCUUCCAUCCAGACACCGGUGACAAGAUGAAUGUGAUUGGGCGCAUGUCAUUCCAGGUCCCCGGGGGAAUGGCCAUCACCGGCUGCAUGCUUCAGUUUUAUAGGACGGUACCCGCGGUAGUGUUUUGGCAGUGGGUCAAUCAGUCGUUCAACGCCCUAGUCAACUAUACCAACCGGAACGCGGCCUCCCCCAUCUCCGUCACGCAGAUGGCAGUGGCGUAUUUCACGGCGACCAGCACAGCCUUGGUUACGGCCGUCGGAUUGAAUCUGUACACUAAGAGAGCCCCACCCCUGGUGGCCCGCUGGGUGCCGUUUGCAGCCGUGGCUGCUGCCAACUGUGUGAACAUUCCCAUGAUGAGGCAACAGGAGAUCAUCCGAGGAAUCGCCGUCACAGACAAGAACAACGAUGAGCUCGGUUUCUCCAGGAGAGCUGCAGCCAUGGGCAUCUCCCAAGUGGUCAUUUCCCGCAUCACCAUGGCAGCUCCUGGCAUGAUUGUGUUACCAAUCAUAAUGGAAAGACUGGAGAAGUUUUCCUUCAUGAAGAGAAUCCAGUUCCUGCAUGCCCCGCUGCAGGUGAUGCUGGUUGGAGGCUUCCUGAUCUUCAUGGUGCCCGUUGCCUGUGCGCUCUUCCCGCAGAGAUGCGAGAUGGCCGUUUCCUACCUGGAGCCGGGGCUCCGCGAAUCCAUCGCGGCCAAGUACGGAGACAAAGUGCCCUACGUCUAUUUCAACAAAGGACUGUGAAGCAGCCAGCCCCACCCCGGGGAGCGGCCCAUCUCCUCAGCACUCAGCCUGUCCCUCCCAGUUAUUCUUCCUCUCUGCACCUGCUGUGGCCAGCUCCACCAUGGACAAAACUUUAGAUUCAGGCUGGACGCUAGCAAGCGCAAAGAGAUAGGGGCAGAGGAGUCUGUGACCUCCAGCUGGGUGAUUCCCCCGCUUCUCCCCGCCGACUGCCUGGCGAUCCCCAUCCUCUGACGUUCCCACUUGGCCUUGCUGGGAGACUCUGGCCAUGGCACCCAAAGGAUAAGGUUGUUGGCUGAUGAAUUGGCUCGCUGCGUGGGAAAGGGGGGAGCUUCUUUUGGAAUCCAACUAGAGUUGUCAGGGGCAACUCGAGUAGCACCCUGUCGGCUUCCGAGUUAGGUUUUCCCAGCAGCCCACGUAGCGACACCCCAAGCCGUGAAAUGUGAUUAUUUUGUCUAAGCCCAGCUACUUCAGUGCUGUCUCAGUGCGGACCAGCUUGUGUGCUCAGGCCUGAGCACACAGAGAAGUGUAUGUCCCUAGUCCUUGGGUGGGUGGUGGGGUUUUUUUUUUUCUGUUUUUUAAAAAUUUCCUUUUUUAAAAAAAAAUCAACACAGUGUCUUAACUUGUGGGGCUUCAUCCUCACACUGGGGACCAAGUGCUAAAUCUGUAUUAGUCUGAGCCGUAGUCACAUGAUCAAGCCUCUGUCCUUUGGGCUCUCAAGUUCCAUGGAUGUGCCAAAGAUAUACACUUGGACAUUGGCUUUGCUUCAUGCGCCUUGGUCGUUAUAUGUCUGCAUUCAGGUUAAUGAUGGAGUUUCCUCUUUUGGGGAUGUCCCUGCAGUCCGGACUUGCUGUUAUAGUGGUACGGAGGUGCUGGUGGGAGUGAUCCCCUUCCCCUGAUAAGUCAAUUUAUCAUCUCAGAGAAGUCACAGUUGGCGGACUUAUGAAGCAGGAGUUCAGUAGAAUGAGGAGGGUACUACUUAUUUCUGCCUGUCUCCCCUUCCCCUGCCCUCUAGCUUCAUCAUCCGUGACACCGAGGGAGGCUGGAAUGGGGAGACUGGGAAAGGAAAGGCUUAUCUUGAAGCCAGAAAGUCAACAAGAAACUUUUUGGAAAAAUAAAGAGCAAAAUGUGGAUCUUCCAAACA
Molecule: messenger RNA, 2110 nt
Organism: Tachyglossus aculeatus (Australian echidna)
Lineage: Eukaryota; Metazoa; Chordata; Mammalia; Monotremata; Tachyglossidae
Gene: SFXN2
Product: sideroflexin 2
Exons: 11
Coding region: 1-969 (322 amino acids)
Biological process (GO): monoatomic ion transport; serine import into mitochondrion
Cellular component (GO): mitochondrial inner membrane
Molecular function (GO): monoatomic ion transmembrane transporter activity
Source: RefSeq, a predicted model, not a curated record